Messenger RNA from Corticium candelabrum, 6636 nucleotides. Its product is annotated as activating signal cointegrator 1 complex subunit 3-like. NCBI's taxonomy places the organism in Eukaryota, Metazoa, Porifera, Homoscleromorpha, Homosclerophorida, Plakinidae. Gene Ontology annotation, molecular function: ATP binding; nucleic acid binding; ATP hydrolysis activity. The record is from RefSeq and is a predicted model, not a curated record. The coding region runs from base 19 to 6612 and encodes 2197 amino acids. The transcript has 29 exons.
UUCUGAAAUCAAGUGAGAAUGUCGAAUAGAAGCGAUCCACGACUGACUACAGCGCUUAGAGCGUUUGGUGGCAUUAGUGAGGUGCCGGUUGUUAGUGCCGCUUUUGAUCUUGUUGCUAAGAGAAAGAAACGUCAAGAAAUCGAGAUGAAAGAGAAAAGAUGGAAGAAAUUAGUUGAAGUUUAUAGGAAGAUGUGUGGACAUGCGGAGUUUAAACAGGCUGACAAACUGUUGAAAGACCUUUGCCAACAGGCUGCAGAAAUUGUUGGCGAUAGUGUUUCUCCAGACGUUGUCCACAAUGCCGCCGCAUUUCUCUUCCAUCUCCUUCACAAGACGGACCACAUCACCAGAGAACAAUCCACAAGAAUCAAACAAACAUUCGGACCAUUUCCUGCCACCAAAGUCACACAAGCACAUUCAACAAUCCAAACCCUUUACAAACUCUUACCACCCAACUCUCUAUCAGACAUCGUAACCAAUGAAAACGACGAUCACUCGCUUACAGAAUUUGGCAGGAAAAUUAAAUUCUCGUUUGAAUCUGUGAGAAGGGAUCUGCUGAUGGAGAGAGAGGAAGUGGAUGUGGACGAGUUUGGAGGGAAUGAUGCUGUUAGAGACAGUCUGACGCCGAGUGCCGUGUCACAGGCAAUUCGGUUGUCGUUGGAGGGAAGAGACAGUAACGAGGAGAGUAAGUGGGAGAGUAGAGGGGAGAGUAAUGAGGAGAGUAGGGGGGAGAAGGAGAAGAAGUCAGAUGAGUUGCAGUUGCAGCGGAUUUGUUGGAGACAUUUUGGGAAGGAAGGCGUGAAUGGGGUGUCAGUGAGUGAGAUGCAGUCGGCGUUGUUUGAUGUGUUGAUCUCGUCGAAAGGAGAUGAUGCGAUACAGAAUGAGCUCUUUGACUUGGUUGGAUUCGACAAAUUUGAUCUCAUCCAAGAACUUUUGUCUCGACGUCAAGAAAUAAUCGAAGCAACAGUCAGCUCACCCUCGCUUGACCUCUCACCGCCACCACAACAACAUCAACUCACAAAACAUCAGCACAUGAAAACCCCACACAUUGCAUCACAAGUAACAAUACAAUCAGACCAAGAACGUCUCAUCAAGAAGCAACAGAGAAAGGAAGAACGACGGAUGGCGAAACGAGAACAGAAACAUGACGUAAACAUGGGUCAAGAGAAUCGCCUCCAAUCGCUUGGAUUUGACCCUGAAAGGCUGCGGAUUGAGAGAGAAAAUGCGUUGAUGAGAGCGUCGAAUGCGCCUUUGUUUUCUGGUAAGGUGAGGAUGCAGCCUCAUCCUGCAGAGAUCUACCCGCAUGUUUAUGAUGUGCAACUGAAGGCUCAACAGGAGAGUGCGUUUGUAGGAGGAGCAAAGCUUAUGCUUCCUCAAGAUGCCAAACGUACCCAAACUCGUGUGUUCGAAGAGGUAUACAUCCCACCAACCAGCUCACUCCCGCCAAACGAAACAAACAAACUAGUCAAAAUCUCCGAGCUCGACGAUCUACUCCAACUCGUCUUUCGUGGCAUGAAAAGCCUGAAUCGAAUUCAGUCGAUUGUCUAUCCCACUGCUUAUCAGACCAACGAGAAUCUGCUGGUUUCUGCUCCAACCGGAGCUGGGAAAACAAACAUUGCCAUGUUGGCUGUGAUGAGAGAACUCAAGCAACAUAUUCGGAAUAACGUGAUCAAGAAGGAUGAGUUUAAGAUUGUUUAUGUGGCUCCGAUGAAGGCGCUUGCUGCUGAGAUGGUGAGGACGUUUGGUCAGCGGUUGAUGCCGUUGGGCGUGGCUGUGAGGGAGUUGACGGGCGAUAUGCAGUUGACGAAGGCAGAGAUACAGAAAACACAGAUGCUUGUGACAACGCCGGAGAAGUGGGAUGUCGUGACGAGGAAAGGAACUGGAGAUGUGGCUCUUACUCUUGCUGUGAAGUUGCUUAUUAUCGAUGAAGUGCAUUUGCUUCAUGAAGAUAGAGGGUCUGUCAUAGAGAGUUUAGUGGCUCGAACGUUGAGACAGGUCGAGUCUCACCAGUCAAUGAUUCGUAUCAUUGGCUUAUCAGCCACUCUCCCCAACUACGUCGACAUCGCUCGAUUCCUCCACGUCAACCCAACCCUCGGACUCUUUUACUUCGACGGCCGUUUUCGUCCCGUUCCACUCGGACAAACAUUUAUUGGAUUGAAGUCACUCGGAGUCCUUCAAAGACUCGAAGACACGGAUCGUGUUUGUUACGAAAAAGUUCGUGAGCAAGUGAAUGACGGACAUCAAGUGAUCGUAUUUGUUCAUUCAAGAAACAGCACGGUGAAGACAGCGGAGGCUCUGAAAGAGUUGGCAUUGAAUGAGGGAGAUAUUUCUAUGUUUAUGCCUGAACAAGGGCCGGAGUUGGGAAGCGUCCAGAAGCAGGUGGCUCACUCUCGUAACAAACCACUAAAAGAACUAUUCCAGUAUGGCUUCAGCACUCACCACGCAGGCAUGCUCCGCAUGGAUCGCAAUCUUGUCGAAAAUCUCUUUGCUCGAGGCCACAUCAAGGUCCUCAUCUCUACAGCAACUCUUGCAUGGGGAGUCAACCUUCCAGCCCAUGCAGUGAUCAUCAAGGGCACUCAACUGUAUAAUGCAGAGAAGGGCACGUUUGUGGACUUGGGGAUUUUGGAUGUUUUGCAGAUUUUUGGGAGGGCUGGACGGCCUCAGUUUGAUGUGUCUGGUGAAGGAAUGAUUAUUACGACUCACGACAAGUUGUCGCUGUAUUUGUCGUUGUUGACGAGACAGCAGCCGAUUGAGAGCCAGUUCGUUAAUAAUUUGGCUGAUAAUUUGAAUGCGGAAAUUGCUCUUGGCUCUGUGAGCAACGUAGACGAGGCCGUUCAGUGGCUCACCUACACAUAUCUCUACCACAGAAUGAUUCUCAACCCUCUUGCUUAUGGCAUCAGCUAUGACACGAAGCAAAAAGAUCCCGAACUUGAGAAGUAUCGUGUGGAGUUGAUUGUGAGUACGGCUCGUAAACUGGACAAGGUGAGGAUGGUGAGAUUUGAUGAGAGAACGCAGUAUAUGCAUUCAACGGACUUGGGAAGAACGGCGAGUCAUUUCUAUAUCAAGUAUCCCAGUAUUGAGACAUUCAAUGAAAUGUUCAAGCCUCAGAUGACGGAGGCAGACGUGUUGGCCAUGGUUGCACAAUCGAACGAAUUUGAACAACUCAAGGUGAGAGAAGAGGAGAUCAAUGAGCUGACGGAUUUGAUGCAUGAGAGUUGUGUGAUGAUUGUGCGUGGCGGAGUGGAGAACGUGUACGGGAAAGUGAAUAUUUUGUUGCAAAGCUUCGUGUCACGGGCAGCGAUUGACACGUUCUCACUUGUGUCUGACAUGGCGUAUGUAUCACAGAAUGUUGCUCGUAUAAUACGUGCUCUCUUUGAGAUUGCUCUUCAUCGUGGAUGGCCAACAAUGGCGGGAAGGUUGAUGACUUUGUGUAAAACAGUUGAUAAGAGACUCUGGGGAUUUCAGAGUUCUUUGAGGCAAUUCUCUUUACUGUCACCAGAAAUUUUGAAUAAACUCGAAGCCGGGAAACUGACGGUGGAGAGAAUGAGAGAUAUGACAUCUGAGGAAAUUGGUCACAUGGUAAGACACGUUCGUAUGGGCAGUCGGAUAAAACAAUGUGUGAACCAGUUUCCAACUAUUUCAUUGGCUGCGAGCAUUCAGCCAAUCACACGGACCGUUCUGAUGGUUCGUCUCUCUAUUGAGCCACAGUUUGAGUGGAAUAAUCGUGUACAUGGUGCAACAAGUGAGCCGUGGUGGAUAUGGGUGGAAGACGUGGAGAACGACCAUCUCUAUCAUUCGGAAUUUUUCUUAUUGCAGAAGAAACACGUUGUGAACAACGAAGUUCAAACACUCGUAUUCACCAUUCCAAUCUUCGAGCCUCUCCCAUCUCAAUACAUCGUUCACGCAGUAUCCGACCGAUGGCUCGGAGCCGAGGCCAUCGUUGCUCUCUCGUUCCAACAUCUCAUUCUUCCCGACCGACAUCCACCUCAUACCAACCUCCUCAACUUGCAGCCGCUUGCCAUCAACGUGUUGAACGAUGAAAGGCUUGAGGGUUUGUAUAAGUUCACUCAUUUCAAUCCUGUGCAGACGCAGGUGUUUCAUACGUUGUAUCACACGGACGCAAACGUGUUGCUUGGAUCGCCGACGGGAAGUGGGAAGACGGUCGCUGCAGAACUUGCCAUUUUUAGGAUAUUUAGAGAGUAUCCAGGCAUGAAGGCCGUCUACAUUGCACCGCUAAAGGCACUCGUUCGAGAGAGAAUCAAAGACUGGAAAGUACGAAUACAGGAAACACUAGGAAAGAAAGUCAUCGAGUUAACUGGUGACGUCACUCCUGACAUGAAAGCGAUCGCCACUGCUGAUCUGAUCGUGACGACUCCCGAAAAAUGGGACGGAGUGUCUCGUAGCUGGCAGAAUCGUUCGUACGUUCAGGCCGUUGCUCUGCUUGUGAUUGACGAGAUUCACUUGUUGGGGGAUGAACGAGGACCUGUGCUGGAGGUGAUUGUGUCGAGGACAAACUUUAUAUCGUCGCACACCGAGAAACGUGUACGAGUCGUGGGAUUGUCGACGGCUUUGGCAAAUGCAAGAGACUUGGCGGAUUGGUUGGGAAUAAAGCAGGUUGGAUUGUUCAACUUUCGUCCAUCUGUUCGUCCUGUUCCCUUAGAAGUUCACAUUCAAGGUUUUCCAGGCAAACAUUAUUGUCCUCGAAUGGCGUCCAUGAACAAGCCAACGUUUGUUGCUAUUCGAACUCACUCACCAGCUAAACCAGUUCUUAUCUUUGUUUCAUCGAGACGACAGACUCGUGUAACAGCGUUGGAUCUGAUUUCGUACUUGGCUGCAUCAGACAAUCCAAAACAGUGGCUCCACAUGCCAGAGAAGGAGCUUGAUGGUUUGCUUCCAGUUGUGAAGGACAACAACUUGAAACUAACUCUUGCAUUUGGUAUUGGUCUGCACCAUGCUGGAUUACAUGAGGAUGACAGGAAAAUGACAGAAGAGCUCUUUGUCAAUCAGAAGAUUCAGAUUCUUGUUGCCACAUCCACAUUAGCCUGGGGAGUCAAUUUUCCUGCACAUUUGGUUGUGAUCAAAGGCACCGAAUACUUUGACGGGAAGACGCAUCGAUACGCUGACUUCCCAAUCACUGAUGUAUUACAGAUGAUGGGACGUGCCGGUCGGCCACAGUUUGAUGACAAGGGAACGGCGAUGGUGUUCGUACACGACGUCAAGAAGCAUUUCUAUAAGAAAUUUUUGUAUGAGCCGUUUCCUGUGGAAUCAAGCUUACUUGACGUUCUUCCUGAUCACUUGAACGCUGAAAUCGUUGCCGGAACAAUCACAAGCAAACAAGACUGCAUGGACUAUAUCACAUGGACAUACUUCUUCCGCCGACUUGUCAUGAACCCAAGUUAUUACCACUUGGAUGGCACUACACACGACGUUGUCAAUCAUUAUUUGUCCGAUUUGGUGCAGAAAGCGUUGUCACAGUUGGAGGAGUCACGAUGUGUUGAUAUCAACGAUGACGAGUGUGGAGUGGGGUGUACGACGUUGGGACGUAUUGCUUCGUAUUACUAUUUGUGUCAUAAGUCGGUGAAGACGUUUGACGAUCAUCUUCAUAGAGACUGCAGUCUGAAUGACUUGUUGAAGCUUCUCUCGGAUGCAUAUGAAUAUGAGCAAUUGCCUGUUCGCCACAAUGAAGACGAUAUGAACGAAUCUUUAGCAAAAUUGUUGCCUAUUGAUAUCAGUCAGCAGAGAUAUGAUGAUCCUCAUACGAAGGCUCAUCUCUUGUUUCAAGCACAUUUUUGUCGUGCUGAGUUGCCUGUUGCAGAUUAUUUGACAGACACAAAGUCAAUCUUAGAUCAAGCUAUUAGGAUACUGCAGGCAAUGAUCGACAUCGCUGCCAAUGAAGGAUGGUUAGCUACAGCAUUGCGUCUCAUGCAGCUAGUCCAAAUGGUCAUCCAAGGACGUUGGAUUCAUGACUCAUUGUUACUCACUCUACCUCAUGUGGAGCACCACCACUUGCCAUACUUUACAAGUCACAGUCCUCCAAUCGAUUGUCUCCCGGAGCUGUUUGCAGCUACAGAGAAGACUCCAUCUGUGUUGUACACACUCUUGGGCCGUGUUAUGGAUCGGCGGCAGAUCAGUGGGAUUGUUAGCGUUUUGUCUGGACUUCCUCAGUUGUCGGUCUCACUUUGUCUUCGAACAUCAAAUUCUUCAUCAUCCAGUGAAGGCGUUGAACGAUCAUCGAAAGUGAACAAUAUUGUGGUUGAUGUCACACAUGAUGUGAAGGGACCAGUUAGAGACUGGAUCCCCUUGUGUGUUGAUUCAGAGAUUGUUUUACGAGUCGAUCUACGUCGUUUGAAUCAAUCAGACAAGCCACAUUGCUUUGCACCUCGUUUUCCCAAGAUGAAAGAUGAAGGUUGGUGGCUCAUCAUCGGCGACAUCGAAGAACAAGAACUCGUCGUUCUCAAACGUGUUGGCUUCGUGAGACGCCAGGCAACAGCCAAUCUUUCAUUCUACACACCCGACACACCAGGCAGGAAGGUGUACACACUAUACGUGAUGAGCGACUGUUAUUUGGGUCUCGACCAGCAGUACGACAUUCACGUAGAAAUCAACGACACGUAGAACAUUGUACAAUCAGAAUCAGAA